Molecule: messenger RNA, 1341 nt
Organism: Populus nigra (black poplar)
Lineage: Eukaryota; Viridiplantae; Streptophyta; Magnoliopsida; Malpighiales; Salicaceae
Product: lysine histidine transporter-like 8
Exons: 5
Coding region: 1-1341 (446 amino acids)
Cellular component (GO): plasma membrane
Source: RefSeq, a predicted model, not a curated record
AUGGACGACCCCCAAGAGGCUUGGCUGCCUCUUACAGAAUCGAGAAAUGGCAAUGUCGCUACUGCAGUGUUCCAUUUGUUAUCUUCAGGAAUCGGAAUCCAGGCCCUUCUACUUCCAGUAGCUUUCGCCACUCUCGGAUGGGUAUGGGGGGCAAUAAGCUUGUCCCUAGCAUUUACAUGGCAGCUCUACACCAUAUGGACUCUUGUCCAACUGCACGAACCAAUUCCUGGAAUUAGAACUCGAUACAGCAGAUAUUUACAGCUUGCUAUAGCCGCCUUUGGUCCAAAGCUUGGAAAGUUGCUAGCAAUAUUUCCCGUAAUGUACCUCUCAGGGAGCACAUGUAUCAUGCUGAUUAUAAAAGGAGCUGGAGUUAUGGAGCUUCUCUUCAAGCUAAUGUGUGAAGGUGGGGCUACAUGCGAUGCCAAGUCUUUGACCGGGGCAGAGUGGUUCCUGGUCUUCACUUGCAUGGCUAUAGCAUUGGCUCAGCGACCUAACUUGAAUUCCAUUGCUGGGUUCUCACUAGUUGGUGCCAUGAGUGCCAUUGGGUAUUGUACUCUGAUUUGGGCACUGCCCAUUUCCAAGGACAGGCCCAGUGGCGUGUCUUAUGACUCACGCGAGGGGGGAUCUACCAUGGCUGGAAUGUUUGAUGUCUUGAAUGCAAUUGGUAUAAUUGUGCUUGCUUUCAGGGGUCAUAAUCUUGUGCUUGAGAUUCAGGGAACAUUGCCUUCAAGCUUAACAAAUCCAUCCAAAAGGACGAUGUGGAGAGGGGUGAGUGUCUCGUACAUCAUGAUAGCCAUGUGUCAGUUUCCUCUAGCAAUAGCUGGAUUUUGGGCUUAUGGAAACAAGAUACCUUCGAAUGGAGGGAUGUUGACUGCAUUUAUGCAGUUCCAUGGACACGACACAUCAAGAUUUGCGAAGGGCCUUGUAUACCUGCUAGUAGUGAUUAACUGCCUUAGUUCAUUCCAAAUCUACGCCAUGCCAGUUUUCGACAACCUGGAAUUUAGGUACAUUAGCAUGAAGAACAGGCGAUGUCCGUGGUGGGUUCGCAUUGGUUUUCGACUCUUCUUCGGAGGAUUGGCCUUCUUCAUAGCUGUGGCUCUUCCUUUUCUGCCAAGCCUAGCUCCUUUAGUUGGAGGGAUCACCUUACCCUUAACACUAGCUUAUCCAUGUUUCAUGUGGAUCUUGAUUAAGAAACCCCAUCAAAAAGGUCACGAUGCCUUGUGGUGUCUUAAUCUAGGACUUGGAUGCUUAGGCAUUGUUCUAAGUGUUCUAUUGGUAGUUGCCGCAGCAUGGAAUUUGGCUAUCAAAGGCCUACAUGCCAGCUUCUUCAAACCCCUAUGA